CAAGAACAAAUAAUAAUGGCCAUUUGUGUUUUGGCGGUAGAGACAUUACACACGUGCCAUUCCAUCCAUUCCAAUAUUUUAUAAAAUAUGAAGUAUAUUUUAGUUACGGGAGGUGUUAUUAGUGGUGUAGGGAAAGGUGUUAUAUCGAGUUCAUUUGGGGCUAUACUAAAAUGUUGUGGAAUUGAAGUGACAUCCAUAAAAAUCGACCCUUACAUUAAUUUGGAUGCUGGAACUUUUUCACCGUACGAACAUGGUGAAGUAUAUGUGCUUGAUGAUGGUGGAGAAGUAGAUCUAGAUUUAGGAAAUUAUGAACGUUUUUUGAAUGUAACCCUACAUAGAGAAAAUAAUAUCACCACAGGAAAAAUUUAUAAGCAUGUGAUAGAUAAGGAAAGACAUGGUGAUUAUCUUGGAAAAACUGUUCAAGUUGUCCCUCAUAUAACUGACGCAAUACAGGAAUGGGUGGAGCGUGUGGCACAAAAACCAGUUUCAGAAACUGGAAAAAUCCCAGAAGUGUGUAUAAUAGAAUUGGGUGGUAUAAUAGGUGAUAUCGAAAGUAUGGCAUUCGUAGAAGCUUUUAGACAAUUCCAAUUUAGAGUAAAGAGAGAAAAUUUCUGUGUGGCACAUGUAUCUCUCAUUCCACAACCCAGAACUACGGGAGAACAUAAAACUAAACCGACUCAAUCAUCUGUUAGGGAACUCAGAGGAUUAGGAUUGUCUCCGGACAUUAUUGUUUGUAGGUCGGAGAAGCCCAUUGGACAUAGCGUUAAGGAGAAAAUUUCAAAUUUCUGCCACGUAGCACCUGAGCAGAUUAUUAGUAUUCCAGACUUAAAAUCAGUAUAUGAAGUUCCAGUUUUUAUGGAAAAUCACGGUAUGGCAGAAUAUUUAUGUAGAAGACUACACUUAGGAAUUACCCCCUUACCUCCAUUAAAAAAGUAUAUGAAACCGUGGAUAGAUCUUGGAGAUAGAAUGACCAAUCUCAAGAACGAAGUAACGAUAGGAAUUGUGGGGAAAUACACACGAUUGGAAGAUUCGUAUACGUCAAUUACUAAAGCUUUAAGACACGCGGGAAAUAAAGCUGGUUUUAAAGUUAAUUUGAAGUUUAUCGAAGCUUCCACUUUGGAAACUACUAUGCUGAAUGACGAUCCGGCUUCUUACCAUAAUGCUUGGCAUAAUUUAUGUGUUUGCGAUGGCGUUGUUGUACCUGGAGGCUUUGGAAAACGCGGAGUUGAAGGAAAAAUUGAAGCUUGUAAAUGGUGCAGGCUGAACGACAAACCCUUUUUAGGUAUAUGUUUGGGCUUCCAAGCAGCUGUGAUAGAGUUUGCUAGAAAUGUUCUUAAUUUAGCAGGAGCCAAUUCUACUGAAGUGAACGAGACCACUCCAUAUCCUGUGGUUAUUGAUAUGCCCGAACAUAAUACUGGAGGCAAAGGUGGUACUAUGAGGUUAGGAAAAAGAACUACCGUUUUUAAUAAAGCUACCAGCCUCGUCAAAACAUUGUAUGAAAAUAGAGAUAAAAUUGAUGAGAGACACAGGCAUAGGUAUGAAGUAAAUCCCGAAUAUAUUGAGAAUUUUGAGGAAAACGGCAUGCAGUUUGUAGGUGUCGACAUGGACAAGAAGAGAAUGGAAAUCUUAGAAUUAGACAAGCAUCCUUAUUAUGUAGCCGUGCAAUACCACCCAGAAUAUUUAUCAAGACCCAUGAAACCGUCACCGCCAUUUUUAGGUCUAAUAUUAGCUGCUAAAGACAGGCUUAAAGCUUAUAUUUCACGUGGAUGCAAGUUCUCACCUAGAGAACCUCAAUCCGAUUAUUAUGACUCAGAUGAAGAUUUAAACGAGUUGACAGUUAAACAGUUAACUGUAAAUGACGUUGACGACAACAGCAGUGCUUACAGUAGUUCCAGUUUAUCAUAAUUAAGAACUAAAUUUGGUAUAAAAAAUACCAAAGGAUGAACAUUUUUAACCUUAAUACAUUUUACUAUUUUUUAAAUGAUGCACAAUAAACUGUUCUUUUUAAAGUU
Messenger RNA from Diabrotica balteata, 2012 nucleotides. NCBI's taxonomy places the organism in Eukaryota, Metazoa, Arthropoda, Insecta, Coleoptera, Chrysomelidae. The record is from the annotation of a GenBank genome assembly.